Molecule: messenger RNA, 2489 nt
Organism: Procambarus clarkii (red swamp crayfish)
Lineage: Eukaryota; Metazoa; Arthropoda; Malacostraca; Decapoda; Cambaridae
Product: 2-phosphoxylose phosphatase 1
Biological process (GO): dephosphorylation; chondroitin sulfate proteoglycan biosynthetic process; glycosaminoglycan biosynthetic process
Cellular component (GO): Golgi apparatus
Molecular function (GO): phosphatase activity
Source: RefSeq, a predicted model, not a curated record
CUGUUUUACCACCUUUGUCAUAAGAAAAAGAGCCUAUUAGCAUAGCAAGCAGUUUCAUAACCCAAAACCAAGGAAAAGCUGUUCUUAUUCCAUUUCUCCAAAAUAUUAGAUAUUUAUUUCCAGCCGAGGAAAUUGUAUGUGUCAUUUAGUGGAUACAACAUGCGAUGGCAUAAGAAAUUCAAAGUGCUUCGAUGCUACAUUCUCAUCCUAGGCUGGCUGGGAAUAAUACUGCUGUUUUUGUCAUACUGGAGAGUGGAAACAGACUCUUCUCACCCUGCUCCUCCUCCUCUUCAAGUGAAUAGCGGGUCGCAGCCUUUCCAGACUUCUGUACAGCAAGAGAAGCCCCGCAGUAAAAAACUACGACACCAGUGCAACCCACCAGACCGCAUACAGAGACAUCAGGAAGGUGUCUUGCCUCCACAAUAUGAACUGAGCGGAGUGAUGAUUGUUCUCCGCCAUGGUGACAGAGGUCCCUUGCUACACGUGAGAAAUCUGUCUAGUAUAAAUUGUGGCUACAAGAGCUAUGGCACACAAGUUUAUAAAAAAUAUGUUAGUGAUAUCCUGAAUGUUUCCAAGACUAAUUCCUACAUCAAUUUUGUUGGUCCGUUCAUGAAGUAUCCAUUACUGCCAUUGCCAUCGAAAUGUGGUAUUGGACAUCUUACUCCGCAGGGUGUUCUUCAGCAUUUACAGCUGGGAAAGAUUCUGAAAGAGAUAUAUUUCUACGAAUUCAAUCUUUUGGGCAACAAGCAAGAACUAGAUGAUAUAGUUAUUUAUAGCACAAAGUAUCGGCGCACAUUUCAGAGUGUUCUUGCAUUUCUAUAUUCAUUCAUUCCAAAUUUUGAUAUCUCGAAAAUUCGCAUGCGUGAAGGAAAAGGAGUUAGCUUUUGUGAGAAUGAUUGUCGCUGUGAGAAGACUGAUUAUUUUGAUCAGAAAUAUGACCAGGAACGUAAGGAUUACCGCAAAUCGCACCCUGGUGUAGUUGAUCUUGUUCGUAGUAUUAACCCGUUAAUUAAGGCAAAUCCAUCAGCUGAAGAUAUUGUGAAUCCAUUAGUAAUGCGAGAUGCACUUCUCUCUUAUGUUUGCCAUGGUGCAACAUUACCCUGUAAUAAUGACAAGUGUGUUAAAGUGGAAGAUGUCACAAGUCUUAUAUCAUACGAAGAGUGGGAAGGAAAACAAAAGCGCACUUCAGCACAACGUAAGGCUGCAAAGUUAAGGUCUUAUGGCUUGUUGAAAAAUAUUAUAGCAACCAUGGAUGGAAUGAUUGGAGACGCUAAGCCUCGUGUAGUGAUUUACUCGGGCCAUGACAAAACCCUCAAGUAUUUACUUGACAGUCUUGCUGUCCCAAAUUAUCAACUUCCAUAUUAUGCCUCUCGCUUGAUAGUGGAACUGUAUCGCAAUUCAUCUGUUGCACAAAAUUCAGAAUAUCGUGCAAGUUAUUUCUUUCGCCUUGUUUACAAUGGAAAAGACAUUACAAAGUCAAUUCCGUUUUGUGAUAGUUUUACAAUAAAACAACUGAAAUCUGGCAGCGUAAAACGAGGAACUAUAAGUCUGUGUGGUGUUGGCAAACUUGAGACAUACAUCAGACCAGAAUUAUAUUUUAAGGAAUUUAAUGCAGUCUCAUAUCGUGAAGCAUGUCGGAAAUAGUAUAGAUUUCACGUACCUAGACGGUGGAGGUUCAGAAUUUCUUGAUCAGAAUUCUAGUCAUAUUUCUUGUCAAUGUUAAGACUUAUCAGUAUUAUACUAGUCUAACGACUUCUUUACAAAAUAUAAUUUAAAUAUUUUAUUAUCAUGGUAUUUUUAUUAAUUGAAUACUGGGAAAUACAAGCAUGUACAUACAGUAAAGUAAUAAGACAGUGCCAUUUAUAAUACAGUACAUGUAUUACUUUUAUAUAACAAUUAUGGUACCUUUGAUUAAACACGAUAACAUGGAGACCAUUGAAGUGACACUGUAUACUGUAUAGUAAUGUAUUGGAACCCCAAGAGCACUUUAAUGGUGCCCAUUAUCAAAAUUAUUAUGUUGCUGCUAUUUAUUUAGUCAUAUAUUACAUGCAUCAUAUCUUCUCAUCUCUUCAUAUUUCACUUUUACAACGUGUUCACAUACAGUAGUAAGUUUAAAUUACUGUAUUUCAUUAUAUUACAAUGUACAGUAUGUAUAUGUAAAUGUAACACUUAGAAUUGUAUAUAAAGUGUAUACAUAUAUGCAUACAUGUAUAGUACAUACAUAUAUGUACUAUAAUCUCUCUUAUCAGGAGUAAUAUGUGCUACAUGGUGUCCAUACAGUAUAGGUAAAAAUAUGAAUUAACGUGCUGUGUUCUGCAUGACGUCUGCGCGUUCAUCAUAUCACUGCAUGAUGUCAGUUCUGGCUGCAACUAAAUGGCUCCCAGAACUGAAGGACAAGAGUUAUGAGGAGAGGUUAGAGGCAUUAAAUAUGCCAAAACUCGAAGAUAGAAGAAAAAGAGGCGAUAUGAUCACUAUGUACAAAAUAGUAA